Molecule: messenger RNA, 250 nt
Organism: Symbiodinium sp. CCMP2456
Lineage: Eukaryota; Dinophyceae; Suessiales; Symbiodiniaceae
Source: the annotation of a GenBank genome assembly
GUAUGCCUCUGAGUUCAUGCGCCUGCGCGCAGAUGCCAUGGCCCGGCUCCAGUCUCUGAAGGAGUCCCCGAGCCCGGGCAAGACGAAGUCCCUGGAGAAGGCCGUCGAUGACAUGGAAUCCAACUGGCGGCAGAUUCAGGUACAGCUCCGACUUGGCCUCUCGGGCGCGGGCUCCUCGCGAGAAUGGGAGCCUCGAGCCACGGGCCUGCAGCGGAAUCGCAAAAGGUUCGAAUUCUUCUGUCGGGUGUGA